AUGACGCUCACGGAUGGAGCCAGGCCUCCCCACGAGAGGAAAUCGGAUGAAACUCAAUCAGGGCAAGCUGCAUGGGAUUGGCGCGCCGUAAAUAAGGAGGGUGGAGGCGGCCCCGUCGUCACACGCUCACAGGAUGGUGGGAGGUGGACGAUCGACUCCGGGUUGGCAUUAGUGAGAAAUAAUCCUGAUGACAUAAGGCCUACCCGCAACCGCCAGGUCGGCUCAUUCUUACUCUUUGACGGGGCGACGGGCGGGCAAUGGAGAGUCUGUUCCCGAGUCGGCACGAUCAUCACCAACAUGAAUCAUCACUUAGAUAGUAGUCUUACCCCUACUCAAAAUGGCCUGACAGCAUGCGACAAUGAUGUCAGUUUAAUUCCUUCGGCUGAACCAGGUCGAUUGUGUGUAAUGUGUCUGUGUCUGUCUGUGUCUGUUGAUGACCCUGCAUGGCCGGAAUUGGUAUCAUCCAAGUCCUUGGAAUCGCCCCUUGCGUUCCCGUUUGGCUCAGCUCGUGGUUCCAAGAUCGGAAGGAAUAUGCCAAUGAUUGCUGGUCAUUCUGAUAGUGUCGUCUGCUUCUUCCUCGUCCUGCUGUUGGUCUCGGCCUCUCGCUCCCGAGUAAAACCACCAACCGCCGUAGUAGUAGCCCGGCGACGAGCGACCGAAAAAUCGCGCAUAGUAGAAAAGAGGGAAAGGGAAAGGAUCAGGAAAAUUAACGAGGGCCACCACCCGCACGCGGCAAAAAAAAGCCCAUUCACACGAGACAUGGGCAACUCCGAGGAAAAAGGAAAAAUCUCGCUCCGAGAGGCGUAUCGGGUGCGUACGGACGACGGACGACGUCCCCAGGAUUUUCGCUUCAUGGAGGAGGCGAUGCGUCCCGUUAAGCAGGACCAGGGACAGCGAACUUUCGAUCAAGUGGCUACUGCUCCCGGCCAAGACUAG
Molecule: messenger RNA, 936 nt
Organism: Aspergillus sclerotioniger CBS 115572
Lineage: Eukaryota; Fungi; Ascomycota; Eurotiomycetes; Eurotiales; Aspergillaceae
Exons: 7
Coding region: 1-936 (311 amino acids)
Source: RefSeq, a predicted model, not a curated record